UCGAGCAGAUCUUUGGCCCGGCCCGAGCCUGGGCUGCUUUCGGGCCGGACUCGGGCAGACCUUUGGCCCGACCCCCAAAGUUCGGCCCGGGUCCCCACGCUAUCCAUAUGUUAUAACUUAUAAGCGGUAAAGCCUGAGAUAGUCAGACCACCAAGGCAACUCGACCCAUCUCGUCUCCCUUUCUUCCACCACCUAGGACUCCCUCAAAACCCUAGAUGACCCCGAUCCCCAGCUCGCCGCCGCCUCUGCCUCACCCACCGCCGUCAUCAACGCCUGGGACCUCAUGGACGGCCUCGACAACCUCUCCUCCCCCACCUCCGCCUCCAAGAAGCCCUACCUCCUCCCCCGAUCCCUCAUGUACCACCACCACCAUCGCCCGAUCAAAGCCAAGGAUGAGCAUCCUGCCGUUAAACCCCUCUGGGUGCACCUCGCCGAUGAGCCCAAGCGCCACAAGGUCGUCCUGCUCUCGACGUCCCUCCACGGCAUCCGUCAGACCCACGAGGACUGCUGCACCGUUCGUGCCAUCCUCCGCGGCUUCUGCAUCGCCGUCGACGAGCGGGACGUGUCCAUGGAUGCCGAGAGUAGGGGGGUUGGGGGAGGGGGACCAAGACGGCGGAGCUGCGGACGGGCGGAGGAGAUGCAGACAGCGCCGAGCACGGGGGUUGGGCAUGGAGAGGGCACUGACAGAGGGAGGCGGAGGAGCUGUGGGAGGAAAAGGCAAGGGAGGGGUAGAUUCAGAAUCGUCGGCAGAGAGAGGAGAGAGAGGGGCAGGAGGGGCAGACUCAGAAUCGAGGUCUUCCAUGGUUUCUCUUCUCUCUUUCGCCGCCGCCGCCACGACCAUGAACGAGAGAGGGGAGCAAGGGUUUCCUUCCCUUCUUUUUAUUUUUUUCCCUCUCUUCUCUUGGCUUUCCCCUUUAAGCUUAAGGACUAGAUUGGCUGAAGAGGCUGAAGCGCUUGGACGCGGGCCGGCCCAAUUUGGCUCG
Elaeis guineensis (African oil palm) is the source of this 983-nucleotide messenger RNA. Lineage: Eukaryota; Viridiplantae; Streptophyta; Magnoliopsida; Arecales; Arecaceae. The record is from RefSeq and is a predicted model, not a curated record.